AUGUCAAACGACCGGCUCGUUACUCUGAAAUACCAAGAUCGUGUUGCGAUCGUCACGCUCAAUCGCCCAGACAGAUUGAACGCCCUAAACGGAGACUUAUACUACCUCCUCGGCCAGCAUCUACGCACGAUAGACCAGCGCGAAGAUAUCUUCAUAACAGUCCUAACAGGCACAGGCCGAUUCUUCUCCUCCGGCGCAGAUAUAACAAGCAUCCGACCUGAAGAAGGACAAAGUGCAGAUGUUCGCCGCGAGCUAGUCCGCGGCUUCAUCUCCAACAAUGUCGACGUAACCCGUACAUUCUACAAUCACUCCAAGAUCCUAGUCGUCGCGCUAAACGGGCCGGCAGUCGGUCUCUCCGCUGCAUUGAUCGCCCAUGCAGACUUCAUCUAUGCAGCCCCGCAUACAUUUAUCCUAACCCCAUUCUCGUCACUUGGACUCGUAGCCGAAGGCGGUGCAAGUCGCGCGUUCGUUGAGCGGCUGGGCAUCGCCAAGGCGAACGAGGCGCUGCUUAUGAGUAAGCGGAUUUCAUGCGACGAGCUCCUCGCUGCUGGGUUCGUGAAUAAGGUUAUUGAGUCUGCGUCUGGAAAGACGGAUGAUUCAGAUGGAUUCUUGAAUAAUGUUUUGGUUGAGGUUGAGGAGCGUCUUGGUACGCAUCUUAAUCAGACUAGUUUGUUAGGUAUCAAGGAGUUGAUUCGGAGGCCUGAGAGAGAGCUUCUGGAUCGACAAAACGGGAUUGAGGCGUUCAUGGGUCUUGAUCGGUUCUUGAAGGGGAUUCCACAGGAGGAGUUUCGGAAGAUAGCCUCUGGGGUGAAGAGGCAUAAGCUUUGA
Molecule: messenger RNA, 828 nt
Organism: Penicillium taxi
Lineage: Eukaryota; Fungi; Ascomycota; Eurotiomycetes; Eurotiales; Aspergillaceae
Product: dodecenoyl-CoA isomerase
Exons: 2
Coding region: 1-828 (275 amino acids)
Biological process (GO): fatty acid beta-oxidation
Cellular component (GO): peroxisomal matrix
Source: RefSeq, a predicted model, not a curated record